CGUAAACAAGCGGAAUCAAAAUUCUAUGUCCUCUUUCUUUUUCCCCGAAUUUCGACAUCUGUUUAGCUAGAGCCCUGCGUCCCACCUCAAACCAAAAAUGCCCUCCAGAGCCUCCCUCAAGCUCGCCGCCAGGGCCAUCUCCCAACAAAGGCGCUCUUUUGCCGCCACUUCCCUCGCCAGAAACGCCGCAUUCGAGCCUGCCCUCGCCCCAGGCGUCUCUCCAGCGUACGAUGCUGCCCUCGCCUUCAUCUCCGCCCACCAAUCCAAGACUCUUGCCAAGCUCGAGUCUUUCAAAUCUCAACUUCCCUCCUCUCCCUCCCUUGAACAGCUUAAACAACUAGACAAGCUCGAGAUUGAAGCCUACGCGAACGACCCCGCCGUCAGACGGACGUUCAAGGAGACCAAUGGGGAAGGCGCGAUGGACAAAAAAAUAAUGCGAUGGAUGGGGGAGAAGAAGUGGACGAAGGACGGAGGACUGGAUUUGUUGAUGCAGAGGGCGCUGCAGAUGAACGUCGUGCCAGACCUGUUAGCCGAAAUCCCUCCCACAGCACCCCUCACUGUCUCCCUCUCUGCCCCCAUCAUCCCUGGUACUUUCCAGCUCCCAUCAUCAUUCGCCCAACCCCCCAAAAUCACCCACCAGCUCUUCCACCACCCCACGCUCCCCACAGCAUCGUCUCCCAACCCCACUGCCCUCCACACUCUCCUGGUCAUCGACCCAGAUGCACCCAACCACGAGGCCCACUCUUUCAACGAGCGUCUCCUUUACAUGAAGACCGACGUCCCUCUGUCAGUAGUCGACGGUCAAGUCAACCUCACAGACAAGGCUGUCGGCAAGGAGAUUCUCGCUUGGGAGCCUCCUGCACCUGAGCAGGGAACUCCCUACCACCGAUACGUCGUCCUUGUCUUUAGGCAGACCUCCCCUUCCUCCGUCUCCACCGUCUCCCGAGAGCCUUUCAGCCUUCGAUCAUUCCUCUCUGAGCAAGAUCUCACGGCUCAAGCUCUCACUGGUAUCACCCUUUUCCGAGCAGAGUGGCAGAAGGAGGAGGACGAGUUUAUCAACUCGGUGUUCAGGGAGCAGAGGGGCGUGGCUGAGGGUGCGCCUGUCUAUAGCAAGGUGCCCAAGGAGGUCAGGUAUGGUUACCCUAUGAAGGCGAAGCAGAGGCAGAAGGAGGAGAUUAGGGAGCAGAUCUUUGAGGAGGUUAUGAAGGAUUUGGAGAGUGCUGGGGACAAGACUGUCGCGUGAAGAGACCGGGCAGAUAUGAUCAUUAGUUGAUUAUCGAAUGCACCAUUUCGCAUAGCAGAGGACCUCGGAUACAUGCUCAAUGGGGAAGCUCAUCAACACAGAUCACAGGUACAACUCGCGAUAGAUGCUGGCAUGCUAUCGCGAUUUGCGCGCGGUGGCCUCCUGUAUAUGGUUUCCAGGCCUGCCGUGUUCCUGUG
Messenger RNA from Cryptococcus amylolentus CBS 6039, 1440 nucleotides. RefSeq lists its product as hypothetical. The transcript has 3 exons. NCBI's taxonomy places the organism in Eukaryota, Fungi, Basidiomycota, Tremellomycetes, Tremellales, Cryptococcaceae. The coding region runs from base 98 to 1243 and encodes 381 amino acids. The record is from RefSeq and is a predicted model, not a curated record.